This is a messenger RNA of Gilbertella persicaria, 522 nucleotides long. RefSeq names its product ricin B lectin domain-containing protein. The record is from RefSeq and is a predicted model, not a curated record. NCBI's taxonomy places the organism in Eukaryota, Fungi, Mucoromycota, Mucoromycetes, Mucorales, Choanephoraceae. The transcript is spliced from 5 exons. The coding region runs from base 1 to 522 and encodes 173 amino acids.
AUGGUUGAAAGGGGUAUUUCUUUUUACUUUUGUUACAUGAACGAGUUUCCUUCAGGUUAUUUUUAUAUCAAGUCUCGUAACUCUGGCAAAGUGGUGGAUGUGGACGGUGCUUCAAGAAAGAAUGAUGCAAAAAUAUUAAUAUGGCCUCCUAAACACAACGACGAUAGAGACAACCAACUCUGGUAUUAUCAGGAUGGGUUUAUUGUCAAUAAAUGCUCAGGCAAAGUACUGGAUGUUCGAGGAGGUCCCUUAGUAGAAGAUGCAUGGAUAUGUCAAUAUGAUCGCAAACUAGUCUCAGAAGCACAGAACCAACGUUGGGGAUAUCAUGAAGGCUAUAUCUAUCCCUUAGCAGAACCACAUUUAGUAUUAGAUGUACGAGGGAAUCAAGCAGCAGAUGGCACACGCAUUAUUUUAUACCACAAAAAACUAGGUUUUGAUAAUAUGAACCAACUAUGGGAUCUUGUGCCUGCUGGUGAAGUGAGAGCAGAACGAGAAGUUUUAUUUGAAGCAGAUUUUGAUUAA